UUCGAUAAUGAUACUCGCGGUUGAGUGUUAAUUAAAUGAGAAUAAAUAAAUAAAUAUCGUGUCGAUCGCUGAAAGCCUAAUAAAAUCCACGAGUACGCACGCGUUUAUUUAACGUUUCGCAAAAAACAGUUGUCUUUCUCUCUUUUGGGUCUCCCCAGUGCGCACCUGUAAUCCGAAUAGUGAUGCCCGUCUCACAGCCAGUGCGUGCCCGGAGCUUGUUGAGAGCAAACCUGGAAAAGCCGAGGUCCAGCUCGAGUCUGCAAAGCAGGAUGCCGAACAUCAAAGUAUUCAGCGGUACGUCCCAUCCGGACCUUGCCCAGCGCAUCGUCGACAGGCUGGGCAUCGACAUCGGCAAAGUCGUCACUAAGAAAUUCAGUAACCUCGAAACUUGCGUGGAGAUCGGUGAGUCAGUUAGAGGAGAAGAUGUCUACAUCAUCCAGAGCGGCAGUGGGGAAGUCAAUGAUAAUCUUAUGGAAUUACUUAUUAUGAUCAACGCUUGCAAGAUUGCAUCUGCCUCCCGGGUAACUGCUGUUAUCCCUUGCUUCCCAUAUGCCAGGCAGGAUAAGAAAGACAAGGGAGGUGAAGGUGGGGACAAGUCAGACUCGUCUAAGAGUCAAAUUGUUACAAUGAAGUCAAACGAAUGGAAAUUCAGGAGUCGAGCGCCAAUCUCGGCCAAGUUGGUGGCCAACAUGUUGUCGGUCGCGGGUGCUGACCAUAUCAUCACCAUGGACCUCCACGCUAGCCAGAUCCAAGGAUUCUUCGAUAUUCCCGUGGACAAUCUGUUCGCCGAGCCAGCCGUGCUCAAGUGGAUCAAAGAGAACAUCGCCGAGUGGCGAAACAGCACCAUCGUCUCGCCCGACGCCGGCGGUGCCAAGAGAGUUACGUCCAUUGCCGACAGAUUAAACGUGGAUUUCGCUCUGAUACACAAAGAAAGGAAGAAGGCCAACGAAGUCGCUAGUAUGGUAUUAGUCGGAGACGUAAAAGACCGAGUAGCCAUCCUCGUUGAUGAUAUGGCAGACACCUGUGGCACAAUCGUACACGCCGCCGACAAACUCGUCGAGGCCGGGGCCGUCAAAGUCUACGCCAUCCUGACGCACGGCAUCUUCAGCGGGCCCGCCAUCAGCCGGAUAAACAACGCGUGCUUCGAGGCCGUCGUCGUCACGAACACCAUUCCCCAGGACGAGCACAUGAAGGAGUGCUCCAAAAUUAAGUGCAUCGACAUUUCCAUGAUGUUCGCCGAGGCUGUCCGAAGGACUCACAACGGAGAAUCCGUCUCCUACUUGUUCUCCAACGUCCCUUAUUAAGACUGUAAAUUCUAAAAAAAA
Messenger RNA from Trichogramma pretiosum, 1325 nucleotides. It is a transcript of the gene Prps, whose product is annotated as ribose-phosphate pyrophosphokinase 1. The coding region runs from base 183 to 1304 and encodes 373 amino acids. Gene Ontology annotation, cellular component: cytoplasm; ribose phosphate diphosphokinase complex. The transcript is spliced from 7 exons. Gene Ontology annotation, biological process: purine nucleotide biosynthetic process; ribonucleoside monophosphate biosynthetic process; 5-phosphoribose 1-diphosphate biosynthetic process. The record is from RefSeq and is a predicted model, not a curated record. Gene Ontology annotation, molecular function: magnesium ion binding; ribose phosphate diphosphokinase activity. Lineage: Eukaryota; Metazoa; Arthropoda; Insecta; Hymenoptera; Trichogrammatidae.